CACACGCGAGCACGGCUGUAUUUACUGUCCGACUUGGGGUGGAAAAAAAAUCUGCUGUCAAAAAAAAAAAGCAGCAUCACGAAAAUGUGAUUGUAACGUGAAGUAAUUAUAGUGGCGGCGAUUUCGGCGCUUCCAACCGUUACGAAAAACCUAACGUUAAUAGUCGUGGCAAAUAUAUAAGCAGCAGCGGUUUUAUAUGCGCGUCGUUCAGGAGUAAGAACAUGCGCUUGUGUGUGGCGGCUUGUCAAAUUGGAAGAUUGCGUUCUUUUGCUUAGUGUCAUUUUCUAGCUUAAGCAGGUUUCAGAUGUGACAGAAACGUGAGGAUACGUACGCGGUGUAAUGGCGAAAUAAUCUUCCUGCCAGCUUUUCCUCACAGUUCUCCUGCUGUCCAAACCCUGACAGCUGAGCUUGCUAAAUUGCUAGCCGAGGGCUUGUUUAUCAUCAUGGAUAGGGAGGCGUACCGUAACUGCAGCAGCCUGGUCAAAAUACCAAGGCAGUCAUAUGAACAGUUUUGGUCUUCACAUUUUGUAGAUUACAUCGACAAAGAGCUUAGCUAUUCCAAGUUUUUUAAGAAAUAUCUGCUCCCCAAUCACCCAUGUAUGUUUUCAAGGAGGUUCACAGAGGAGUGGAAGUGUAGAAAACAGUGGCUGACUGAGGAUGGAAAACCUAAUUUCCAGAAUUUGCUGCAAGAGUUUGAUGAGACUCCUGUCCCUGUUGCAAACUGCAAUGCAAAGGAGUACAAUGCCAACCCCAAACAAGUUAUGCCUUUCAAAGAAUUUAUACACUACUGGAAGGAGUACAUCCAGAAUGGACACUCAUCACCCAAAGGAUGCCUCUAUCUUAAAGACUGGCACAUGUCAAGGGACUUUCCUGAACAUAAUGUUUACACCACACCAGUGUUCUUUACUUCUGACUGGCUCAAUGAAUACUGGGACACACUCGAAGUGGAUGACUACCGGUUUGUCUACAUGGGACCUAAAGGGUCAUGGACCCCGUUCCACGCUGAUGUGUUCCGUUCUUACAGCUGGUCUGCAAACAUCUGUGGCAGGAAGAAGUGGCUUCUUUAUCCUCCAGGUCAGGAGGAGUUUUUACGAGACACUCACGGCAACCUCCCUUAUGAUGUUACGUCAGCUGAACUUCGAGACAGAGGCCUUUUUCCACACUUUGAAGAAGCCUGCCAACCCCUUGAAAUCAUUCAGGAGGCAGGGGAAAUCAUUUUUGUGCCUAGUGGAUGGCAUCAUCAAGUUUAUAACCUGGAGGACACCAUCUCUAUAAAUCAUAACUGGCUCAAUGGCUGCAACAUUGACAUAAUGUGGCAGUUCCUUCAGACUGAGUUGUCAUCUGUCCAGAAAGAGAUAGAUGAGUGGAGAAACACGAUGGACUCAUGGCAUCAGCACUGCCAGGUCAUUAUGAAGGCUUGCUCUGGUAUUGAUUAUGGGGAGUUUGCCUCGUUUUUGAAAAUCAUUGCUGACAACAGAAUGGCAUUCCUUAAUGCUUGCUCCUCUGGGGAUUCCUCCGAUUACUCGCGCCAUCUCUCAGAGAUCCUCACCACGCUGGGACCUUACCAUGCUGCCUUUGACCUACAAAGAGUAGCUCAUAUAAUUGAAUGCCUCCUGUGCAACGAAGACUUUAAGCGACUCGAUCAUUCGGCAUUGACUCUGCAGCCGGAAACCAUGUUACAGCAAAUUCGAGACACCAUACAGUCCACAAGAGGGCAGCAUCUCCUUUAUCAGGAAUAAUGUAUUCAGUGUAUCACCAUUGUCAUAGCCUGG
Archocentrus centrarchus (flier cichlid) is the source of this 1772-nucleotide messenger RNA. It is a transcript of the gene jmjd4, whose product is annotated as jumonji domain containing 4. Gene Ontology annotation, cellular component: cytoplasm; nucleus. The record is from RefSeq and is a predicted model, not a curated record. The coding region runs from base 444 to 1739 and encodes 431 amino acids. The transcript is spliced from 6 exons. NCBI's taxonomy places the organism in Eukaryota, Metazoa, Chordata, Actinopteri, Cichliformes, Cichlidae. Gene Ontology annotation, biological process: positive regulation of translational termination; protein hydroxylation. Gene Ontology annotation, molecular function: sequence-specific DNA binding; 2-oxoglutarate-dependent dioxygenase activity.